Petromyzon marinus (sea lamprey) is the source of this 2005-nucleotide messenger RNA. NCBI's taxonomy places the organism in Eukaryota, Metazoa, Chordata, Hyperoartia, Petromyzontiformes, Petromyzontidae. The record is from RefSeq and is a predicted model, not a curated record.
CCCGCGGCGGCCCCACUCAGAGCUCCCUCUUCUCAGCACCCCCACCCCUCACCAACCCAUCCGCGGCUUUCCGAUUUUCCCGCCAUCACCAUCACCCUCACCUCUCCACUGCUACCGUGCGCCGCCAGCGCCGUUGCCGCCUGUGCCUUUCCCAAGUUUUACCUUCUCCCUCCUCGGGCUAUCGUUUCCUCAUCUCCCCCGACCUCGCCACCACCAACUCCCCUCACCAACUCCCCUCACUCGCGUGUUGCCAACAUGCGGACCCGGGGUUCCAGCGCCUUCGCCUGGGCUCUGCUCGCCGUCGUUCUGACCGCCUCAGAUUCCCAUGGAGUUGGAGCAGGUGCAUCGUCGUCGGUUCCUCCUGCCACGACGGCCGAUGCCUCGACUGCGUUUGUCCCCAACGUCACCGUUGCGCGCACCACAGGAAACGGCACGCUGGCGCCACCCACAGCAGCAAAUGUAACGCACAGUGCGAAGCCCUCUCCUGCGAACAGCACCGUGCCGCCCAGCACCGCCGGCCCACAGAAUGCCAGCACAGCCGCGUCCAGCGUGAUACCCACCAACGCCACCAAUGGCACGACGGCGAGCCCCGCGGCCUUCUCCACCGCCCCCGUCCACGCCUCAUCCACGGCCGCGGCCGCGGGCGGCGUGGUGCCGUCGGACGGGUCGGUGCGCUCGUUCGACGCCGUGAGCUUCGUGGGCGGCGUGGUGCUGGCCGUGGCGGUGCAGGCGCUGCUGUUCUUCGCCUUCAAGUACUUCCGCACGCGCAACCCGCGCUACCAGCACCUGUAAGUGGGGUCCGCGCCACCGCGAGGGGAGACACGGACGCCAUCAUCUGAGACGACGGACACUCAAGUCUGCGGAGACGCUCCUUGUCCUCCCCCGUGUCUCCUCCUCCUCCUCAACCCUCCCGUCACACGCCCUGCGGUGGCACCGCUGUGGUUAAUUGUGCCACACCCUCUCUACCAUCACGCCCUGCGGUAGCACCGCUGGAGUUAAUUGUGCCACACCCUACCGUCACACGCCCUGCGGUGGCACCGCUGCGGUUAAUUGUGCCACACCCUACCGUCACACGCCCUGCGGUGGCACCGCUGUGGUUAAUUGUGCCACACCCCCUCUACCAUCACGCCCUGCGGUGGCACCGCUGGAGUUAAUUGUGCCACACCCUACCGUCACACGCCCUGCGGUGGCACCGCUGGGAUUAAUUGUGCCACACCCCUCUACCAUCACGCCCUGCGGUGGCACCGCUGUGUUAAUUGUGCCACACCUCUCUACCGUCACACCCUGCGGUGGCACCGCUGGAGUUAAUUGUGCCACACCCUACCGUCACACGCCCUGCGGUGGCACCGCUGGGAUUAAUUGUGCCACACCCCCUCUACCAUCACGCCCUGCGGUGGCACCGCUGUGGUUAAUUGUGCCACACCCUCUCUACCGUCACACGCCCUGCGGUGGCACCGCUGGGAUUAAUUGUGCCACACCCCCUCUACCGUCACACAUUCUGCGGUGGCACCCCUGAAGUUAAUUGUGCCACCGCCACAAGCCCCUGCGGUAGCACCGCUGGGAUUAAUUGUGUUACCGUGGGGAAAACUGCUGUACUCGAAACCGUUCACAAAUCAUUGGGCUCUCUUUUACUUUAGAUUUUUUUGUUUCCUCCAUCGAGAUUCACGUUGGUCUUUUACUAAGCAAUGAAAUCAUUUUGAUGUAGCCGCAUUAAAAAAAAAAAAUCGGUGCCACCGGCACCUUGAAAUUUGCUUUGGCUUCGCCUUAAGAAUUUGCCGCGCACUUCGAUUCGAUUGUCGUAAAUGAGGCGGUCGCUUUGGGUUCCGCUGCUUUAUUUCGUUAUUUUCUCCGAAGCAAUUUUGUUUUUGGGGGGAGAUGGGAUUAUGCGGGAUAUACUUUAUGCAAAAAAAAAUUAAUGGUGAGUGGAAAUCAUAAUCGUAUCGUUACCAGAGAUUGUUGUUUCCUUCCAAAGACUUAAAUAAAAAAAAAUAAUGUAUUUAAACAA